Grammomys surdaster is the source of this 1569-nucleotide messenger RNA. It is a transcript of the gene Dhdh, whose product is annotated as dihydrodiol dehydrogenase. The record is from RefSeq and is a predicted model, not a curated record. Bases 7 to 1008 code for a protein of 333 amino acids. Lineage: Eukaryota; Metazoa; Chordata; Mammalia; Rodentia; Muridae. Gene Ontology annotation, molecular function: nucleotide binding; D-xylose 1-dehydrogenase (NADP+) activity. The transcript is spliced from 7 exons. Gene Ontology annotation, biological process: D-xylose catabolic process.
UCGAAAAUGGCGCUGCGCUGGGGAAUCGUGUCGGCUGGCUUAAUUGCCAGCGACUUUACCAGCGUGCUGAGCUCACUGCCUCCCUCGGAGCACCAGGUGGUAGCGGUAGCUGCGAGGGACCUGAACCGGGCGGAGGAGUUUGCACAGAAAUACAACAUUCCUAAGGCCUAUGGCUCCUAUGAGGAACUGGCCAAGGACCCAAAUGUGGAGGUGGCCUACAUUGCCACCCAGCACCCCCAGCACAAGCCAGUGGUACUGCUCUGCCUGGCGGCAGGCAAGGCUGUCCUUUGCGAGAAACCCAUGGGCGUGAAUGCAGCAGAAGUUCGGGAGAUGGUUGCCACAGCCCGUUCUCAGGGCGUCUUCCUUAUGGAGGCCAUUUGGAGCCGUUUUUUUCCUGCCAUGGAGGCUCUGCAGGAAGUUUUGGUCCAAGGAACUAUCGGAGACCUACGAGUGGCCCGGGCAGAAUUUGGGGUUGAUUUAAGAUCUGUACCCCGGGCCACAUCCUGGAACCAGGCCGGAGGUGGUCUGCUGGACCUAGGUAUCUACUGUGUCCAGUUCCUCUCCAUGGUCUUUGGUGCACAGAAACCAGAGAAGAUUUCAGCUGUGGGGAGGAUUCAUGAAACAGGUGUGGACGACACUGUCAGUGUGCUACUUCAGUACCCAGGAGGGGUUCAUGGUAGCUUCACCUGCAGCAUCUCCUCGAGCCUCACCAACACAGCGUAUGUGAAUGGUACUAAGGGCAUGGCCCAGAUUCUCAAAACAUGGUGCCCAACAGAGCUGGUGGUGAAUGGCGAGCGUAAGGAGUUCCCUCCGCCUGCCCUCGGGAAAGAGUACAAUUUUUUAAAUGGAUCAUGCUUGCUCUAUGAAGCCAACCACGUCCGGGAGUGCCUUCGUAAAGGUCUUAAGGAGAGUCCUGUAGUUCCUCUUGCUGAGAGUGAGCUCCUGGCUGAAAUCCUUGAGGAGGUGAGGAAGGCCAUUGGAGUCACCUUCCCCCAGGAUAAAUGCUGAUGCACCUCCUCUUCCUACGUGGUCCUCCUAACCUGACCCUCACUGCUUUGGUUUUGUUUUGUUUGUAAAACAGCCUGUUCUCGGGUUGCAGAGCGUCCCUUUCUGGGUGUGGAGGCCAGUUUUCAUGAGUCAGGGUCUGAAGAGGAGAUAUGGAGUCAGCAGGAUACAGACACAGGAAGCUUCUUUUAGGCCAAUAGGUUCUCUCUUUACUUUAGGAGAAAACACACGUGCACACGUGCGUACACACACACACACACACACACACACACACACACACACACGGCAUAUGGAGUCUCUGCAGGAUUAAGUUCCUCCUCCCCACUUAAAGCCAGACAAAACAGCCUCGUUAGGGGACUGGGAUCCACAGGCAGGCAACAGAGUCAGAAACUAAAAAGUAAUCAUAAAAAUCUUAAAAGAAUCACAAAUCUAAACUUUUAUAUAAAAAACAGUCAUUUAUACUUUAAAUACUCAGGGUGCAUACUUAUACAUUAACAAUUUUUGUUGUUGGUGGUGGGUUUUUUCUGUUGUUUUUUUCAGACAGGGUUUCUCUGUGUAGCUCUG